CACUUUUACACAAAGCUUCUGAGAGAAAGUCAGAGGUGAGAUCCAGACUUACAGGUCAUUGCCAGAUUACAGGUAUGUGGCCUUUACCAACCUUCUUUGUGUGUUUUUUUCAUCAGCAGUUUGAAAAGCAGCAGUAAUAAGAGUUUUGUUUUGUAUGUUUUCACAAAUUUUUCAUUAACCGGUGUAAUUGUUGUAACCAUGCUUUUCAGGACUGUUAAACUUGUUCUGUCUGUUUAAGGUGCCCACAGUUUCAGCUGUAAAACCCAAUAAAGCGGAAUCAUGUGUUGGACUGUAUGGUGACAGAAGCUUUUUGAUUGGUGCUACUUUUUGGGGUUCAUCUAAUUUAUUUAUUUAUUUUUUUUCUCGUUUUUUAUGUGCUCAAGCUAUGUUAAAUGUUUAUGUUUAAAAACAUGGCUAUGAGUGCUCUUUCUUACUGUGAGCUCACAUGGUUGUCUGGUCUGUUUGCCAUAACAUUUCACGAGUGAGUACUUACAUAUCUAUCUUGCCGGAGACUUUGAUUUCUUGACGUUCACUAAUUGGGGACAACCUUUAAAAGAGCGAUAUCCAGGGUACCCUCUCUUAAAUAUGCUUUAAGCCAGUGGUUCUCAAGUGUCCCUUCUUCAACACCCCUAAAGCCCCAUGAGAAGAAUUCAUCAUAGCACACCCCCCACUUCACCUCUCAUCAAUUUCAAUUCUCUCUGGUGCCCUAGCCUAGACCAUGGUAGGGUACCAAAGCUAUCUAGUCAACAUCACAAGGAAGGGGGCUGAAAUUGUCAUUUAUUCUUUAUAUGUAGAUGAAAAGUGAUUUUGAACUUUUGAAUUUUGCAACAUCUCAUGUCGAGACUUAAUGUCGAUACUGGCAUACUUCUUCAAUUUUUUCUAUUCUUUUUUUCUUCUACCAACAGCGGACAAGCUAGCAAAACACAGACAUUUUGGAGAGUCAGUUUUGGACAUAGUCUAUGUGUGUGUGUGUGUAUAGAUACUUAUAAUCCUUUCUUUCAAUAAACUGAGCUUUAAUUAUAUAUUCACCAACAGAGGACAGGCUGAAGAAAGAGGGACAAUUUGGAGUCUGUCUAACGGAUAUUUUAUCCCUAUAUGUGUAUAUUUAUACUUAUGCACCUAUCAAACUGGGGACUUUGAUUUUAUUUAGAUAUCCACUAAUAAGGUUAAUACUGACAGAGUGGGAGAUGUCCCCUUGGUUGUGAUGCUAACUGUGUGUGUGUGUGUGUGUGUAUGUGUAUGUGUGUGUGUGUAUUGUUGUCAUGCACAUAAUAACGUAAUGAGUGCUGUAAACCUCAUCAGUGCGCAGUUUUUCUUCCUCUCUCUCUGCUUCUCUUCAGUUCUUCCUGAUGUGAACACUGAUAAAGGAAGUGGACCAUUGACUUACACACAGACACACGCAAGGACUCAAACACGGACAGGUGAGCACCUCAGGUCACGCUUUUUUUGUUGAAUUAAAUCUGCAGCACUGUGAGAAAACCUUUCUGAAUGAUAUUAAGAAAGUGAGAUAAUUCAGACUUUGUUAGGAUUGAUGCCAACUUGAGACAAAAGUGUACUAAUGCUAGUACACCUUAUGUCAGCUUUAAUUAACAAUCUAACCUAAAUAUAAAUGUUAUUUAGAAUGCUAUAAUGUGUUACACCAUCUUUAUUGCAUCAAGGUCCUCUGACAAACACUUGAAGUUUUAUUACAAAAUUACGUUGAAAAAUACUUCUGCAGAAGUUUGAAGUUUUAGGUGUUUUAUUUAGACGCUAAUGAUUAUGUGUAAUUUUUUUAUGAGUAUUUCUGCACAUACUGAACAAACUGAACAUAAAAGGGUUAGUCUCAUGAUAAUUACAUAGGAAGCUCUUCUGUCAGCUGGGUCAAAAUGGUUAACUGGUUGACCACAGUCUCACUGACAGCUCAGCUGACAUUAAAUAGCACAGUGUAUGAAAAAGCUGGUUUCACAUGCGCACAAGACUUGAGCAGUGCUGCAAGGAGAUUAAGACUGAAUGUUAAUGCCAAAAUUUGCAUUUAAAGUGAUAUUUUAUUUGUUUGGGAUGUAAAGCUGCAAAGUUUUUGGCACAUGGUUUGUGUAAAGAAAAGUUUCCAUGAAAAAAGUAUUUUGUCAAAGUGUGUUUUGAGUUUUAGAUUUAGUUUAUUGGCUUACUUUUCAGUUUCUUCACACAUUAGAGACAACUUAAAAAGAAUUAGAAUAAAUGGACUGUCAUAUCCAUACCUGCAUGAGCAAUUGGCCACCAAUUUUUUUGCUUUAACCUAAUCCCUGGUCUUAUACUUUCAUUUUUGCAAAUAGUCAAACACUUUGUAAACCCUGUUUUUUUAAGUGCUAUAAAAUACUGUUAUAAUAAUCAUCAUAUUUUAACUACUAUCACUAAGAUGACAACAACAAUAAUAAUAAUAAUAAUAAUAAUGAUAAUAAUAAUAAUAAUAAUAAUAAUAAUAAUAAUAAUAAUAAUAAUAAUAAUUGUUAUUAUUAUUAUUAUUAUUAUUAUUAUAAAAGUCAUUAUCAUUUUUGUUACUUUUUCUCAUUUAUCAUUCAUCUCUUAUUAUCUUAUUUUAGAGACUACAUGCAAGACCCAUGAUAAGCAGAUUGGACUCCUUGUUGGCUCUUUGGUUCAAGCGUACCUACCAGUACUGAUUUUGCUGGGAUUUAACCAAAAUUUUGUGUUCGGUCUAACUCAGUCAGAUGUUCAGCCAAGCACUUUGGUUAGCUGUAGUUUAUUUUGGCUCACAUGUGAGUUCCCUCAGUCAAGGUUUUCCUUGUCGAAACUGUGGUAAUUUGUCACUUCUCUCUGAGCAUGAACCGCUUAUCUCAUGAUGUUUGAAAGCUCUCUGAUGCCCCAGCUCUCUUUGGUCAUUCAGGAACAUGCAGAACAUGGAGGGAACAUUGUCCUUUCACCUGUCUCCAAUGUCCAACCACACAAAUAUCAGUGGUUCAUCCCUCUGCAGCCAAGCUGAUCCCUCUGCCCAUCUUUUCUUCAUUCUGUUCUACAGUCUGGUGUUUCUGGUGAGACUCAAAUACUCAGAUUUCCUCUUUCUGUGCUUAACAAAAGUGAUCUCUACACUGAUCUCUAGUUUCAUGAGUUAAAUCCUUUUCUCUAUACAGGUGGGUUUAUUCCUCAAUGGGUUCACCCUGAAGGUUUACUUCUGCAGCGCUCAGCAGCAGCUGUCCAGCAGCGUGACCAUCUACUUGAAGAAUCUGGUGGCUGCAGACUUCCUGAUCAGCCUCUGCCUCCCCAUAAGAAUCAUCCACUUUGCCAGCAGGUCCGUCACUGUGCAAAAGAUCUACUGCAACUUUGGAGCCUCUGCUUUCUACCUGAACAUGUAUGCCAGCAUCCUGUUCAUGGGUUAUGUUGCAGCAAACAGGUAGGAUGGGGUUGGGAUACACAGUGCAUUCAUCUAAUGCAAAGCAGCUGGUUUUACUAUCAAACUUGGGGAUUCAGAUAUGUGUAUGUAAAAAAACUUGCAAAUCCAGCCUUCUGGUGCGUUUCGACUUAUUUGAAGCCCUUUUGUAAAAUUAAUCAACUUUCUGCUUUUGACUAUCUGUUUUAGUUUUUAAGUAAACCCACAGACACAUAAAAAAGUUGUAAAGUGAGAUAAGUCAUUUGUGCAACUAUGUCAAUACCCAAAGAACACGUUGGGUUCACUAGUAUAAUUUUUCAUGAUCUGUAUGGCAACGAGUAAUUUAGUUUAUGUUGAAGCUUCAGAAGGACCACCUUAAGGACUGUUACUUGUGAAGAUUUUAUUUUGAAAGGAUAAAUGGUACCUGCUUUGAACUACAAAUGAUGAGAGUGAAUAAAAGAGGCAAAAAAAUAAAAAAUGGAGUAUAGUUUCAGCUGUAUUAGCACCCUUCAAAGUGACAGAACUCUUCUGUUACACUGCUCACCACACACCUCUAAGAGAAAAGCAAGUCAUUUAUUGAGCAUUAGCAGAUAGUAUUUUACAGAUUUAGAAAAAAGAAAAAACUCAUAUGCGGGUUAAACAUCCUGUGUGGGGUAGUUCAUGCAGCGCCUACAUGCAGGGUUGCAUCCUCAACUGCAAAAUCGGCACCUCCUCGCACUGAUGUUCAUGCAUCGGCUGAGAGGAUGUGUGUGAAAUUCUAUUGGCAAAGCUCCUGAAAUUUUAGAAGGAAUUCUCCAGAUUGCAUGUCUAAAAACAGCUUUAGGCUUAAUAACCUCAGUGCAUCAGUUUUUAAACCGUACGCAGUAAACAGGAUGUGGUUUCACUGUCUACAGCGGGCUAAAGACCAUCACCGUGGUUAAAAUAACGUGUUGCGACAAUUUUUAAGAGAUUCAUAGUGGGUUCGACACGUCAGGGUUUUCAGUGUUAGCAGGGUGGUUGUUUUACUGGAAGGAGCUCUGUGUGCUUCAUGGACUGGAUAGUGUCUCUUUGCACUUUGAUACCUUCAAAUAUCAGUCUUGUAUGUCGAUUUUUUGUCUUUGCAUGAAGCAGAAGUUAUAAAUUUUGUUCUUUGCUUCUGUGGUUUUCAGUUACUUCAGGUCACUGGUAAUUAGGGGAAGAUGAAACAGUGUCAUAAGGAAACGUGCUCCCAGGGAAGGAUAGAAAAAUGUUUCAAUGUCUGUAAAGCAGACAUCAUGAACAGUAGACAUUAUUUGAUGAUUAUGAUCAGCUGAAAAACCUCAGACUCUCAGUUCUUCUUGACAGACUAAAGAAAAGUUUCAAUGCUGGGAAACUGAACUCUGCGUCAGUUAAAAGGCUAUAAAUAUUCAGUUUUUGCUGCAGGUCCAACUCUCAUUCUAGAGAAGUGUGAAUUUAGCAUCAUUUUGUGCAAGAAGCAUGAAGAUGUGGUUUUCUAAUACAGAAGAAAGGUACAGAUAAUGCUACAGAUAAAGAGCAUCAUUGACUUUUGACAAAGUUUCUCAGGUGCUACAAAUAUCAUGAUAUUUGAGAUAAAGUUAACUCUGAAUUACUGAAAGUAGUGGUUCACAGGCUGAAGCUGUAGGUGUGUGUGGUGUCAACAUCCGGUUUUAGCUCCAUUUGCACUAUGUUUCAUGUUUUUACUGACAAGUGUGUACAUGUUACAUAUGCAUUUUAUGAUAAUAAAUAUUAGGAACACAUAAUAAUUUUCUGCAAGAACUGCUGGAUGGAUGUCAAACACUUAAGUCUGAAGUGAUAAAUCUGCAAAUAAAUCAGAAGUUUCUGACAUUUAAUUUGAUUUACUAUGUUAAUCUGAUAACUCCUCAAGCUGAAAACCAAAUUUUUGACUAGACUGUUUGAUUUAUCUGAACUUUAGUGAGCUCACAGGUGAGUUUUCUUGUCAAAAAAAAUUGUGGAUGCAGGGGCAAAUAUUAGUCUUGUGAUGUCUCUAAGAAACACGAGAGAGAGGAGGAGGGUAUAGUUCUAUGAUUAAGCCUGAGAAAAAGCAGCUAAUAAGGCAUUAGAACGGGUGUGCAGGUGGAAAAAUCUAAGGAUCUCUUGUGGUGCAAUGAGGUACAGCAUUUAAUGAAAAGGGUAAAACAGAAAUGUGGACAUGGAAACAGGUUCAUGUGUAACCAGGCCUGUUGCAUUUAAGCCAUUAGGAGUUCAAGCUCCUGCAGGCUUGGAGCUGAUGUCGUGUUUGGAUUUACAGGAUUUCUCUUUUGCAUAAACUCUGCAUUUAGAAGCAGGUAAAUGCAUCUUACAUGUUUAAACAUUUGCUGUUCUUUAUAACCUUUAAUUUUCAGCACGUCAGCCAGUUUAUUCUUUAGAACUUUUUCAUUUCCAUUGCUGUGAAAUUUGCAGCAUUUUGUUUUUGCAGAAUUUUUCAACUGCUAGAUAUUCAACAUGCCAUAAAUAUCUCAGUAUUAGAGCCUCAUGAGAGGAUCAGAGUCCAGGCCUGACCUCAGAGGUUCAGUACCUCACCAAAGCUGACUCACUCAGUAAGCUUUGUACAUGAAAGUUAAAAAGAUACCUUACGUUGCAGAUGGACAUUUCUGUCUACUGAUGUGUCUGAUCACAUGAGCUAGUUUAAAAGCUGUGGUUUGAUUAAAGUAGCCAGCAUGUUGCAUAACAAGAUCCAAAUGUGACCAUGUGGCGAACAACACAAACAUUAACACACAUUUUUAAAAGUGUCUUUCCUGUUGUUUUUCUGAUGAAGAAGACAGGUGAUAGUUUGUAAACCCAAGUGUUAACAUGAAAGAUUUAAUAUGAACCCAAUUACAAUGUUAAGUGAAUACACAAAGUCAGAAACACAAUAGAACCAGCAAAAUGAUUGAGAGAAUAAGGGCCAUCCCAAUUGUCAGUCUUUCUCCUUCCACUUCGUCUUACCUCUCUGUAUACCCCUUCCCCUUGGCUCUCUGUUUUAAGGGCAAGAGGAAGGGGUGAAAACAUGCCCCUAAGAAAUGAGACACCACUCAAUCCUCGCUACGUCGUUAUGCCUUUCUGUUUGAAGUGAAUUUGCCAACCGAGUCUGACAUCAAUGUAGCUAUCAAUAGCUAUAGCUUUGUUAGCUAGCUCAUCAUAACACACAAUUUUAAAAUGCAAACAAUUCAAAACAUGGCUAAUAUUUAUAUGGAGUAGCAACAGAUUGAAUAUUUGAUAAAAAAACAACAACAACAAAAAAAAAAACACAAGUGUCAUUACCAUGAAAAUCAAACCCUUGCCCUUAGCCCUUAACCUUAACCUUAUGGAGCAUUGGGACACCCCUUUGCUUGACGUGAACGUGCAAAACCGAGGGCUAAGGAAUAAGACAAGGGCUAAGGAGUACAAUUGGGAUUGGCCCUAAGUUUCAUGCAAAUAUGCAAACAUACACGAAUACAGCCAGGACUUUACCAGGACAGUGGACUUCACAAUCUGAUUUAGAGUGUGUGCAGAGUGUUGAGCUUUAUCCUGCGGGGCUGAUUGGUGUUAGGGCUGCAGGUGAGAGGCUGGAGACAGAUAAAACAGGUGGAUGGUAAUCACGGGAAGGCCACACCUGCACCAUCACACACAAGACGAAUACGGGAGGACAUAUAGUAUACACAGAGGAGAGGGAACAUCAGAGGAUACGGGGAAAUUGAGGUUGGAAGUUCAGACUGUGAUGGAAUGUGUGCACAUUUUUAGGUCCAGAAGGUUUUGACUAACUGCUUUAAAAUCAGCUGAUGCUCACCUGUUUUUUUCAGGUAUCUGAAGAUAGUCCAUCCUCUGGGAACUCACAUCCUACAAACAGUUCGAGCCGCCCACAUCCUCUCCACACUUACCUGGAUUUUCCUCUUGGCCAUGACAGCAGCUUAUACCACCCUGUCGCUCCUCACUCAGGAGUCGUGGACAUCUGUCUCGGGCACGUUGAGCUGUGAGAGUCUGCACAGCAAAGAUCUCAGCCGCUAUUACAGGGUUGUCCACAUCUGCUUGGCAGCCAUCUUCAUUCUGGUCCUUGUCUCCUUGGUCUUCUUCUAUUACAGCACUUCCCGCAGGCUGGCGGCUGCACAGCAGAGGCAGCCGGCAUCCUCUGGCUCCAAGAAGCUUGCCAAGUCUCGCAGAAACAUGUUGGUUCUGGUCAGCGUCUUCUGCAUCUGCUUUGUCCCAUACCACCUGGUCCGGCUGCCAUACGCUUUCCUUAAGAAGAAGUGCUCGUGGAAUCAGACUUUUUUCUACCUGAAGGAGCUGACCGUCAUGUUGUCAGUGCUCAACGUCUGCCUCGACCCGCUCAUCUAUUUUAUUUUCUGCAAAGCCUUCAGGGCCCAGUUGAGUCUGAAGAGGGUGUUCAGCACUGAGCAGGACCCAACUCACGGAGCUGAAGCUGAGGGGAGGAGCAGCUGUGGGCGUACAAGCAUCAUCAUGUUCAACAGGAAGAUGUCGCUCACUACCAUGAAGACGAACAGCGUGCUGUAGGUCCAAAUGAGCAAAAACCAACACAGUUGUACCAAAAUAAGGUUAUAAUUUCCAUAUCCUUCUUUAUGACGGUGGUUUCACUGUCGCACAGCUCUGCAGUUGGAUUACCCCUCUAAAUCUGUGGGAUGUCCAUGAAAACGAUGGGUUCUGUUUCAGUCACAGCUUUGAGGUGGUAACUACACAGAAACCAUAUAACUGCUGUACCUGCCAUUAUGCUUUUGCCCAGAAAAUCCUCUGAACUCUGAAGAGCUCUGCUUUCUGGACAGGCAAGAAAGAAGGGAUAACUCUCAGAUUUUGACCCACCAGAUUUUGGCCUCAUGUAGUUGAGGAGCUGUUGAUGAUUAAAAGGCUCUAAAUAAGUAUAAAAUUUAAAAAAAGGGGUCUGAUUCUGGAUCAGAUAUGGGUGUUCUGGAUUAGGCUCUUCUGGAAAGCUCACCAAAAUUAUUCAGGUCACAGAGGCUCAGUUUGUGCAAAAUACAGCAAGACAAAUGCUAAGAAAAGCUAAAAUGACCAGUUCUCAGUGAAAAUACAUCACUAAAUAAAUUUUAAGUAUUUUAAAGAUGUGUUAUUUCACUUUGCCCUGUGUAUUUUCGUGAUGUACUCCUUUUAUUUAUUUCUUUGUAAAGCAGUUUGUAACUUGCUUUGAAAAGUCUAUUUUUUAUAUUGAGAAUAAAACAAAACAGUUUUGGCAACAUUUUAUAAAUAUGGUCAUGAGUUUAUUUUGUAAUUUAAAAUAUACAGCAGGUAUAUUUUAAACAUUAUGUAGCAUUUAUCAAUAGUGACUUUGAUGAAUGCAGUCUUUGUACUUUUAUCAGGUUGAAUAAUUGUGUAGAAGAUAACAGACUGAUAGAGGAAGUUUAAUUGAGUUAGCUCAAACAAUACAACUUAUUGUUUCCGAAAUUAAUUCACAACCUACUGAAAUUAACACCACACAUAAAAAUAUACUUUAUUUUUUGCUUUUUACCACAACUUCCUCUAUUGACAUUUGUUAAUAAAGGGAAGUUGUCACACCUGGUGACUGCCUCAUGGAUGUGCUCAGCAUUGUAUUGUACUCUAUCAAAGUUUGACUCACGUUUUUUAUAUUUACUAUAAUGAAGAAGUGAGAAAGUAAGAAAAUGAAAGCUUAUGUGAUUCAUUAAGAGUGUAAUUUUGUAUCUUGUCCAGCAAGUGGCAGCAGUCAUCAGUGUUAAUGCAGCUCAAGGUGGUAAUAGGCAAAAUGAUACAAAAAAUGACUCAAUUUAAAACACACAAUUUAAAAAGUGAAGACACAAAUGUUUGAUGUACCAAAAUUAACUGAAGCACAAUGUUUAACAUGAUAAUGGACUUCAAAUGAGAAUAUGUUGAUAAUUUUUUUUUCAUAUUUUAUGUUGUUUUCUAUAGUUUUAUAAAGAGAUGUUUCUUUUUCUGUCAUAAACUAAAUUAAAUUACUGUCAAUUGUCAA
Messenger RNA from Xyrichtys novacula (pearly razorfish), 9248 nucleotides. The record is from the annotation of a GenBank genome assembly. Lineage: Eukaryota; Metazoa; Chordata; Actinopteri; Labriformes; Labridae.